Messenger RNA from Leguminivora glycinivorella, 1719 nucleotides. It is a transcript of the gene Y-fa, whose product is annotated as L-dopachrome tautomerase yellow-f2-like. Lineage: Eukaryota; Metazoa; Arthropoda; Insecta; Lepidoptera; Tortricidae. The transcript has 14 exons. Gene Ontology annotation, cellular component: extracellular region. The record is from RefSeq and is a predicted model, not a curated record. Bases 203 to 1666 code for a protein of 487 amino acids.
CAAGACAACGAACGUGUUUGAACUAUUAACUAUAAUGUGACUAGUCCUUAAAAUAAACUAUUUAUAUUAACAUAUUAAAAUAUCAUUAAAAAGACAUCGAAUGUGAUUAUUAAUUUAGUGUUUGUGAAUGCGAUAGUUGAGUGACUUUAUUUGUUUUUCUUUUCUUUUGUUUAGUCAUUUUUGAAGUGCAAACGGAUUCGCCAUGCACGCGGCCAUACUGCUAGCGUGCGCGGCGCUCGCGACGCAUGCGCAUGCGCAACAGGUGGAGCGACGCCUCGGGAAUUUCAGAGAGGUGUUCGCUUGGAAGCAGAUGACGUUUAACAUUAACGGACAGACACUUCUUCGCGACCGUUUCGGCAACGACGGGUUAGAAGAGGACAGACGGAAGAGACAGACUGAUGAGGUGUUCUUUAACAACAACGAUAACGAACCGGAGAGGAACUGGAACCAGAAUUCAGGCUCAUCUUGGAAUCGGCCACAAAGACCUAACAACCAAUUUACUUCAAGACCUAAUACAAAUAGACCAACAACGACUUCUACAACUAGCAGACCGACUUCACCUAACGACGAAGCUGGCCGCUUCUUCAUUCAGUACAACAAUGUGCCUAUGGGGGUUGAGAUAGUCGGCAAUAGAUUGUUCAUUUCCUUGCCUAGAAGGAGACACGGAAUCCCAACAACACUGAACUACAUAAACCUGGAACGAGAAUCGAACAACCGAUCCCCAGCUUUGACACCCUACCCUAAUCUCAGACAAGGAAGGAGCCUGACAUCCGUCUAUAGGACACGCGCUGACACGUGUGGUAGAUUGUGGAUGGUGGAUACUGGACUUAUGGAAAUACCAAGUAACCCCCAGCAGGCGCAACCUCCAGCGAUAGUAGUUUUCGACCUGCGAACAGACACACAGAUCCUCAGACACCCGUUCAAGGCAUCUGAUUUACCGGCUGCCAACACACCUACCGGUCUUGCCUCAAUCACAGUAGACGUCAUAAAUGGCGACUGUUCAAACACCUUCGCCUAUGUGCCAGAUCUGACCACUUUCGGCAUUAUCGUGUUCUCACUGCGAGAAAGAGAUAGCUGGAGAGUGCAGCAUAACUAUUUCAGCUUCAACCCUACAGCUGGGAACUUGAAUAUUGCUGGGCACCGGUUCCAAUGGAGUGAUGGCAUAUUCAGCAUCACCCUGAACGACCCUGACUCCGCCGGCUGCAGGACAGCUUACUUCCACCCCCUCAUCAGCACAGAGGAGUUUUCAGUAAACACGUGUGUCCUGAGGAACAGAACAGCCAGCAGUGACAGCGACUAUUUCCAGAGAUAUUCGGUGGUAGGCAACCGCGGUGACAACUCCCAAUGCACCAUGCACGGCUACCACUCCGCGUCCAAAGUCAUCUUCUUCGCUGACGUCGGUCGCAACGCCAUCUCUUGCUGGAAGACCUCCAACAUCCUGAACCCUGGGAACGUGGCUGUGCUGGCCCAGGAUAGCACUAGGAUGAGCUAUCCUUCUGAUCUUCACGUGACAGAUGAUGAAGUGUGGGUUAUGGCAAACAAUCUUCCCCGCUUCGGAUAUUCGCGUCUCGACCCCAACCAAUACAACUUCUUUGUCUACAGGGGAAACGUGAACGACCUGAUUACGGGAACAGUGUGUGAUGGACGCACGCCCUUCACUGGAUGAAGAUUAAAAAUGUAGUUUACGAUUUUUAUUGCAGUACAACCAUUUGAUAUUAA